Messenger RNA from Drosophila montana, 2309 nucleotides. RefSeq names its product diamond (gene dind). NCBI's taxonomy places the organism in Eukaryota, Metazoa, Arthropoda, Insecta, Diptera, Drosophilidae. The transcript is spliced from 5 exons. Bases 294 to 2105 code for a protein of 603 amino acids. The record is from RefSeq and is a predicted model, not a curated record.
AAAUUAACUCAUUUCAGUCUGGAAUGUUUAGUUCAAAAAUUACCGGUUUUUGCAUUUAAAUCCAAUUUAUCGUUUUAAUGUGUCGAUAAGCCUCUCAGUCUUGCGUUUACGUUACGCAGUAUCGCGAUUACGUACUCAUCUGGCGUUUACGUUUGUUUUGGUUCGCGCAUGGAAAAUGCUAUAUGUUAGAGCGAGAUAUCAGCUCAGCUCUCUUCGCAACGUAAAAACUUGUCAACAGUCAAUGCAAUAAAACAUUAAAUUGCAGUGUAAAAUAAUUAUAAGAAAAAAAUAUAAUGGAAAGGUUAAUGGCAAGUUUCCAGCGACCUCAACUAGUCAAUGAGCUGAAGCAGAAACAGGCCAUAACAGAUCGUCUGCUACAGCGGAUACUCUAUUCAAAACGUCUACUGGUUGAUCAUGUCGAGGCGCUUGAGCAGUGCAUGCAACAGCACCCGACAGCGGCGCCCGGCCGGCAGUUGCUGACCACGCGGAAUGCCUGCCUACUGAUGAGCGGCACCGUCCUGCAGCACCUGGUAACGCCGCGUGGACUGCGACUGUCGCUGAUGCCCUCUGUCCUGCUGACGAGCACCUUUGGCGCCCUGUAUGCCGUCAAGAGCGUCUUUGUGUGCCGCAACAAAAUUGUUGAGCGCAAACUGGAGGAGCUGGUGAAGACCAUUGAUGAUUUUGGCAAUUGCAUAAGACGCAACAUGACCUACUUUCAAGAAAUUAUCAUUAUGAAACAGGCAGAGUUAAUUGAAUCACGACAAAUAGAGCGCGCCUGGGACUGCAUAACAGCGGCUAAGGAGGUAACCGAAAUACUCUACGAUGCCACACGAAAACUGGAAGUUGAUUAUCCCCUACCAGCCAAAUAUGGACCCUACUAUGCGCCCAUGGAGGAGCUGCGCGAAUGUGAAUACUUUAAGAACAAUGUCACGGACUACAGCCCGAAGCACAUUAAGGACUUUCACAACAUAUUCGCCUAUGUGCAGUCGCAGUAUUUGCUACGUCUGGCGCUCACCAUUAUGACUCGUCCAUCAAUUUCGCAGCUCAGCGAAGAUCUAGUGAAAAUAGACAAACUGAUGCGACAGCUUGUCCAGGAGGAGGAGCAGCAUUUCAAGAAUCUGUCGCUGGCCAUGCAAAACAAGAAGAAACUGGAGCUCGCCCAACUACACGCGGCCAAAAUCCAACAACAACCAAGCGGUCCCAUUGUUGUACUGCAGCAUUCAUCCCUGAAGCUCAGCGCCUGCAUGGUGGCCGUGGCCGGCGAGUGCCAGGCACUGGAUGUCACGCUACAACAGCUGACUGCAGCCGAGGCAGCCAACAGAAACAAUGCGGACCAGUUGGUGGCCGUGGCACACAAUAUGCGUGGCAUUGAGAAUGCUUUGGCCGUUUGUUGUGAUGAUUUCCAGCGCCUGAUGCUGGUCUACAACAAGUUUCUGAAUAGCAAAUUAGGGUUGGGCAUUGAUGAGCCCGGUAAAAAUAAGUCGCCAACCAAGGAGCAAGAGUUUCCGGAGAGCAUUUUGCGUGUGGAGUACUCGCAGAAUCCCGGCGAGCCGCAAAAGUGCGACGACUUCUAUGCAUAUAUGUACGAUGAGCUGGAAGCGCGACAGUACGAGAACGACCAUAAAGUACCAUAUUCCACACCCGAAAAGGAGCUGCUCAAUUUCGAGAAGCGCAUCACCAAGAGCAAAUUCAAGCCUGUGCUCAGGCAGCUCAAGGAUCGCAUAGAUCCCAUACGUCGUGUAAUGCUGGAAAAGGAACGCGAAGUGCUCACCGCCAAGGGCAUCAAUGUGGAUGAGCUGUUUGGCAAAGUGGAGCAGCCAGAACAGCCACAGGACAAUCGCCUUGAAAACGCCAAAAUUCACAGCGAUGACGAUGCCAGCGAUUCCGAAUCUGACUCAGCGGAUGAGGCAGCAGAUGUGCGCAGCAAGCAAAUUAAAGAACGCGAUAAUUUUGCCGAAAUGCGACAAUUUCUCGCCCAGAAAGCAGCCGUCAAUCUGUUCCAGCUGAAUCCACAGAUGCAUCAGUUGCUGCUCCAAAAAUCAGACGAUCAGCUGGCACGGCCAACGGCAGCUAUGGAGGAGGAGCUGUUAGAAAGCGAGUGCUAGACCCAAUUAGCUAGUGUUAGUCACAUUAUCUCUAUGCUUAUCAUUUCAUCUAUGAAAUGUAUGAGAUAAGCGGCCCAGCUGCGUCAGAAGCGCCUUCAACAACACCUUUUUAUUAACUUCAGAUUGUUCCCAUUUUUAUUAUAUUUUUUUUUCUCCCCCUUUACAUUUAAAAUCAUGCAAAUUAAUAAACCAGUUUACAGACAA